This is a messenger RNA of Lymnaea stagnalis (great pond snail), 1219 nucleotides long. The record is from the annotation of a GenBank genome assembly. NCBI's taxonomy places the organism in Eukaryota, Metazoa, Mollusca, Gastropoda, Lymnaeidae.
GAGAUAAUGGCAUUCAACACAAUGAAUAGCAUAGUUUCAACACUUGUCUUUACAUCUCAUAUGCUAAUGGCAGUGUCAGGGACAAAUGAUUCUUUUCUUAUACUGUCGUAUGGACGUGUCGACAUUCAUGUUGAUUGGAAUACAUUUGAAAGGUAUUUUGGUUUUGUUUUCUAAAUCAUUAAAUAAAAAUUCCGAAAUCUGAGCUCAAUAAGAUUUUUAAAAUUAGCGCAAGUGCUAUAUUCCGUAAUAUAUAUAUACUAUACAUGUACGCCACAGUAAUAGGUGAUGUAAUAAAUCUGCGAUAUAAAAGGACAUGUUACAUUAGAAUAUUAAUAUAUUUCAAAUCGGUGGCGUACCAGGUGGGAAGGGGGUCAGCUCUAACUGAAAGUCUAAUAAAUUGCGGCAAUGGAUUGAGUGUUUUGUCAAGCAACCUUAGCAGAUGGGAGUUCACGUAGUACGGCCGCCAUGGUACAGUGGGUUUUAUGGCCAGUUUUGUUUUAAUGUUUAAAUGAAUAUACAUUAACAUCACAGGUAUAUUAAUACCUGUGUCUAGAAAACAUUUUUUUUGGAACAGAGAGAAGAUUAUUUUUCAAAGCUACUAAAACAUUUUUAUUUUUUUGAUUUCAGAUUCUACAAAUGUUUAUGCAACCCUGUGAUGUCACAGUGCAAUGCUAGCGCCCAUGUUGUUCCUGAUCCAGUUCAACGUAUCCACGCAACCAAUGUAACAUAUUUUUACAACAACGGAAACAGUUGCGCUGGGGCUAAACAAUGCAGAAUAGACAAAGAGUAUAACAGUCAAUUAUCAUACACAAUUUCAUGUCAAUGCCCUGCUGAAGGUAAAAACGAGGGAUGUCACUAUAACAUGACUUUACUGUCCCAGCCUGACGACAACAACAUGUGCAUGUCUUCAUUUGUUGAAAUAGGAUUGGUGCAGGGUGACAGUAGUAUUACAAUGACACCUGUUGUCGGGGGCACAUUGCGAAUUGAGAAAUGCAGAAAAGAUAGUCCAGCGGAAUGUAAGAAUGUAACAGAACUCCCCAUUGGAUUAAUGACCCAUUCAAAUAUUUACUACGUUUUAAUUUCAAGCAAUUUUUGUUUUAUUUUGCUGGUCUUUAUAUUAGCAACAAUUCUUAUAUACAAGACGAAAGGAACGAAUGUUCCAGUAAAGGAAGAUGGACAUUAUCGAAACUCUACAGUGCAUCGCUGUAAUCAACCAACA